GGGGAGAGAGGGAGCACGUGACCGCGCGCCGACCAAUAGGCGAGCACGUGCGCCGGGGUGCCCGCGUGCGAACCCGUUGUGUGGGCCCUGGUCGCCAUGGCCGACUUCUCCGAGGACCUCUUCGCCGUUUUCGAGGCGGCGGAGUCCCCGCAGCGACUCCCGGGAGCGGCAGGAGGCAGAGGAGGAGGCAGAGGAGGCGGCGGCGGCGCCCGAGCAGAGAGGAAUGGCCGCGGCUCGAAAGCCGGGACGAGCGGCAGAGCGGAGCGAGGCAAGCGCGAGGUGGAGGAGGACGAGCCGACGGCGGUGGUGGACAAUGCCCCGCUCGGCAAGAAGAUCAAGCUCUCGGAGGAUUCCAACAUUUCAGACCUCAUGCCCAAGGUGAAGACGGUGCAAGUGGAGACGCUGGAGGGCUGCUUGCACGAGGUGGCCCUUCCGUCCAGCGAGGAGUACACGCCCCUGAAGCCCCGCGUCGGUCCUCCCGCCAAGGAGUACCCCUUCGUGCUGGACCCAUUCCAGCGCGAGGCCAUCGCGUGUCUCGACAACGGCCACUCGGUACUCGUGUCGGCGCACACGUCGGCCGGCAAGACCGUGUGUGCCGAGUACGCGAUCGCGCUGGCGCUGCGCGAGAAGCAGCGCGUGAUCUUCACGAGCCCCAUCAAGGCGCUGAGCAACCAGAAGUACCGCGAGAUGUCGGAGGAGUUCCGCGACGUGGGCCUCAUGACCGGCGACGUCACCAUCAACCCCACGGCCUCCUGCCUCAUCAUGACCACCGAGAUUCUGCGAAGCAUGCUCUACAGGGGGUCGGAGGUCAUGCGAGAGAUGGCCUGGGUCAUCUUUGACGAAAUCCACUACAUGAGGGACGCAGAACGCGGCGUGGUGUGGGAGGAGACGAUCAUCUUGCUGCCGAACAACGUGCACUACGUGUUCCUGUCCGCCACCAUCCCCAACGCUCGCCAGUUCGCCGAGUGGAUCUGUCACCUCCACGUCCAGCCGUGCCACGUGGUCUACACGGACUACCGCCCCACCCCGCUGCAGCACUACAUCUUCCCGGCGGGCGGGGACGGCCUCCACCUCGUCUUGGACGAGAACGGUGAAUUCCGCGAGGACAAUUUCAGCUCGGCCAUGCAGGUUCUGCGGGACGUGGGGGACCUGGCCAAGGGCGACCAGAAGGGGCGAAAGGGGGGCACGAAGGGCCCCUGCAACGUGUUCAAGAUCGUCAAGAUGAUCAUGGAGAGGAACUUCCAGCCGGUCAUCAUCUUCAGCUUCAGCAAGAAGGACUGCGAGGCCUACGCCAUGCAGAUGACCAAGCUGGAUUUCAACACGGACGAUGAGAAGAAGCUGGUGGAUGAGGUGUUCACCAACGCCAUCGACUGCCUGUCCGACGAGGACAAGAAACUGCCGCAGGUGGAGCACGUGCUGCCCCUGCUCAGGAGAGGCAUCGGCAUCCACCACGGAGGCCUGCUGCCCAUCCUCAAGGAGACCAUCGAGAUCCUCUUCUCGGAGGGCCUCAUCAAGGCGCUGUUUGCCACGGAGACGUUCGCCAUGGGGAUCAACAUGCCGGCGCGCACCGUGCUCUUCACCAACGCGCGCAAGUUCGACGGCAAAGACUUCCGCUGGAUAUCUUCGGGCGAGUAUAUCCAGAUGUCGGGGCGAGCGGGACGCCGCGGGAUGGACGAUCGCGGCAUUGUCAUCCUCAUGGUGGACGAGAAACUCAACCCGGCCAUCGGCAAGUCCUUGCUCAAGGGGUUGCCGGACCCCCUGAACAGCGCCUUCCACCUGACGUACAACAUGGUGCUGAACCUGCUGCGCGUCGAGGAGAUCAACCCCGAGUACAUGCUGGAGAAGUCCUUCUGCCAGUUCCAGCAGUACAAGGCCCUGCCCGACAUGAUUACCAAGCUGAAGACGUUGGAGCAGAUGUACAACGGCACGCAGGUGCCCGAGGAGGAGAGCGUCUGCGCCUACUACAAGAUCCGGCAGCAGCUGGCGCGCCUCGCCCGUGACGUCGAGGAGUUUGUCCGCCGCCCCAAGUACUGCAUCCCCUUCCUGCAGCCGGGCCGCAUGGUCAAGGUUAAGAAUGAAGAGGACGACUUUGGCUGGGGCGUCGUCGUCAACUUUCACAAGAAGACCAACACGAAGAUCAUCGCCAGUGCGGAGCAGGAGGCGCUGUACGUGGUGGAGGCGCUGCUGUGCUGCUCCCGGGAGAGCGCACGGCUCCCCCACACCGAGGCCUCCAAGCCCCCGCGGCCCGGGGACAAGGGGGAGAUGCAGGUGGUGCCGAUCACGCUGGGCCUCAUCACCGCGCUGAGCAGCGUGCGUCUCUACCUCCCCAAGGACCUGCGCUCCCACGACAACCGCCAGAGCGUCAUCAAGUCCAUCGAGGAGGUGCACAAGCGCUUCCCGGACGGCGUGCCGCUGCUGGACCCGGUGGACGACAUGGGCAUCAAGGACCCGGGCCUGAAGAAGCUGGUGCAGAAGGUGGAGGCGUUUGAGCGGCGCAUGUUCUCUCACCCGCUGCACUCCGACCCCGCCCUCGAGGAGCUGUGCAGGCGCUGCCAGGACAAGAUGCAGCUGGCGGUGGAGGUGAAGGGCGCCCGCCGCGAGCUGAAGCGCGCCCGCACCGUGCUUCAGGCGGACGAGCUGAAGAACCGCAAGCGCGUGCUGCGCCGCCUGGGCUACUGCUCGCCCAGUGACGUCAUCGAGGUCAAGGGGCGCGUCGCCUGCGAGAUCAGCAGCGCCGAUGAGCUGCUGCUCACCGAGAUGCUCUUCAACGGCGUCUUCAACGACCUCACGCCGCAGCAGUGUGCCGCCCUGCUCAGCUGCUUCGUGUUCCAGGAGAAGGGAAUGGAGAUGUCUCGACUCACGGAGGAACUCGCGGGCCCACUCAGGCAGCUCCAGGAGUGCGCACGCCGGAUCGCCAAGGUGGCGGCCGAGGCGAAGCUGGGCUUGGAGGAGGACGACUAUGUCUCCUCCUUCCGGCCGGACCUCAUGGACGUCGUCCACACCUGGGCCAACGGAGCCUCCUUUGCCCAGAUCUGCAAGAUGACGGACGUGUUCGAAGGCACCGUGAUCCGUUGCAUGCGCAGGCUUGAGGAGCUGCUCAGGCAAAUGUGUCAGGCCGCCAAGGCCAUCGGAAACGUGGAGCUGGAGAACAAGUUCUCUGACGCAAUCAUGCGGAUCAAGAGGGACAUCGUGUUCGCCGCCAGCCUCUACCUGUGACGACGACGACGACAACAACUUCGAGAACAACUACGACCACGACGGCGAUCGUCAUCGCCGCCGCCUCUUCCACGUCGUUCGUCGCGCGUCGUCCUGGAAACGGUGGCGAUGAGAAACGGCAACCACCGCCCCCCCACCGCGACGAGGACGACGACGAUGACGAUGAGGACAGGGAGACACGUCCGCGAUCCAAUUGAUCGGGAGACCCGGGGUUGGUGGAUCAUAGCGGGAGCCGGUAGCUGCGACUAGCGACGGACGACGAAGACUACGCACGUCACCACCACCGAUGGUGGUGCGGGGGGUUUUCAACGCGCGUAGUUUUUCGUUCGCUCUCGGCAGAAGGAGAGCGCGAAGGACAGGGAGAGAAAAUUAUUCCGGGGAGGUGCCGGGAAAACCUCUCGGCCCAGGCGGGCAACGGCGGGCCAGAGGCCUGCUCUCCCCAACAAUUGCCCAAGCUCUGUGCUCCUACAUUGCGAUGUUUCGCCAACUGCGUGAGUGAGUGAGUGAAUGGAUACAGUGGUAAAAGGCCGGCCGGUUUCUCCGACAGCGCCGCGUUUUUAUUUCGUUAAGCGGCAGCGAAUCUACCGUUGCCUUUUUUUUUUAUCAUCAUCAAUCGUCAGUGCCGUCGCGAUCUCUCCUCCCGUGUCGACGGCGUGACCCCCGACCCCCCUGUCCCCCCCACCUCCACCGGGCUGCCCCUCCCCCCCCCCCACGCAGAGCCGUCGGAAGACCGCGAACCGGCGCAUCGCUGCGGUAGUCACGAGGAGAGCCGCCGCGUGCUGUUUGGCUGUGUUGGUGGCCCGGAUUUUUUGCGUCUCCUUUUCACUCGGCUAGGCGCGGGGCGGGGGGGGGGUGGGGGGGGUGGCUUGGCGAUUUCUCAACCGCGCGCGUUCCGGGUCGGCGCUUCGGCGUUUAAAGAGCGGCGCCGGUUCUGUUUUAUUUCCACGGUUUUCAAACCGUGCCGCCGGUUACAGUUCACGAUCUUUCAUUAAAAACCGGCGCAUUUAUCAACCGGA
This is a messenger RNA of Petromyzon marinus (sea lamprey), 4232 nucleotides long. RefSeq names its product Mtr4 exosome RNA helicase (gene MTREX). NCBI's taxonomy places the organism in Eukaryota, Metazoa, Chordata, Hyperoartia, Petromyzontiformes, Petromyzontidae. Gene Ontology annotation, molecular function: RNA binding; ATP binding; RNA helicase activity. Gene Ontology annotation, cellular component: nucleus. Gene Ontology annotation, biological process: maturation of 5.8S rRNA; RNA catabolic process. The record is from RefSeq and is a predicted model, not a curated record.